Messenger RNA from Conger conger (European conger), 1315 nucleotides. RefSeq names its product transmembrane and coiled-coil domains 1 (gene tmco1). Bases 129 to 695 code for a protein of 188 amino acids. The record is from RefSeq and is a predicted model, not a curated record. Gene Ontology annotation, molecular function: calcium channel activity. Gene Ontology annotation, cellular component: endoplasmic reticulum membrane; cytoplasm; endoplasmic reticulum. The transcript is spliced from 7 exons. Gene Ontology annotation, biological process: endoplasmic reticulum calcium ion homeostasis. NCBI's taxonomy places the organism in Eukaryota, Metazoa, Chordata, Actinopteri, Anguilliformes, Congridae.
CUCUAAGAAGAAGAAUCCACUACGUUUGCAGCGUCACGUGUCAUUUAGCUGCGCUCAGCGUCGUGUGGUAGAUAUGAUACAGUCUGACACUUUUAACGAUUAAAUAUACCUUAAUAUUACCCUUCAAGAUGAGUACAAUGUUUGCAGAUACCAUUCUGAUUGUAUUCAUAUCAGUUUGUACAGCUCUUUUAGCUGAAGGGAUUACAUGGGUGCUGGUAUAUCGCACGGAUAAAUACAAGAGACUAAAGGCGGAGGUGGAAAAACAGAGUAAAAAGUUAGAGAAGAAGAAAGAAACCAUUACAGAGUCUGCAGGCCGGCAACAGAAGAAGAAAAUAGAGAGACAAGAGGAGAAACUAAAGAACAACAACAGGGAUCUCUCGAUGGUGCGAAUGAAGUCCAUGUUUGCCAUUGGCUUCUGUUUUACCGCUUUGAUGGGAAUGUUCAACUCGAUUUUUGAUGGGCGAGUUGUGGCCAAGUUGCCCUUUGUACCCUUGUCGUACAUCCAGGGCCUGUCUCACCGCAAUCUUCUUGGAGAGGACUACACCGACUGCUCCUUUAUAUUCCUCUACAUCCUUUGCACUAUGUCCAUCAGACAGAAUAUUCAGAAGAUGCUGGGUCUCGCACCCUCUCGGGCUGCUACAAAACAGGCAGGCGGCUUUUUGGGACCCCCUCCUCAAGCAGCCAAAUUCUCCUAAUCUCUAUUGAUGACUUCUGUGUAUUGUUCUGGCUGACUAGAGGAGAUCAGGGAUGUUGGAAACAUAACUAUUGCUGUCCCAUAGCUUUCUGUUAACAUUUGUUAACCUGUUUUUACAAGGUUCAGUCUGGAGAUGGGGCGUCAUUAAAUUACCUACCGGUUUUUGUUUAUAUUUUAAAAUCUUAUUUAAAAGUGACAUGUAAUUAAUGUAGCUCACACUUCCAUGAUAUAAGGUGUCCGUUCAAUUUGUUUUUGUUUUUAGUAGGCUAUUUCUGUGCUAUAUGCAUUUUCUAGUGGAAUGGAUGGUUUGUAAUUGCAUUUGAAAUUGUAGAUUCCAGUUCCAAUCUCCACACAGAACACUUUCUGAAGUAUUAGCCGGAGUCUUCUCUAAGAGAUGAUUAUACCGAAAGGUUCAAUGUGUGUACUUAAAUGGAUUUUUUAAAAUCUUUGUUCUGCUUUCCCAUAUCAAAUGUAUUGUAUUCCAAUCAGAUACACUACUGUUCUUAAAUGAAUAUUGAAGUGUUAAAAGGUGUAAAAACCCUGAGUGUGUUGGUGUUCCCAUGGUUGGUGAGGUUUAGAGUGAGUCCUCUAUGAAAUAAAAUUGUUUUUUUCCUUUUAAAA